CGCGGGCGUGCGAGCAAACGGCUUCAGGUUUUAAGACUUUAGAUUCAGCCUUGUUACAGGCCCACAAAAAAUUAGGGAGUUUUCUUCUCCCGUCCACCUUGCGUGCUCGCGCGCGAGCUCUCGUGGCGCAGCCACAACUAGGCGACCGCCGCCGCCCCUACGCCACGUGCUCGAGUCUAGCCUCGUCGAUUGCUUCCCCAGUUUAAUUGAUCUACAAGCUUCAGAACAUGUUCAAGAAUACAUUUCAGUCUGGGUUCCUGUCCAUUCUUUAUAGCCUCGGGACCAAGCCAUUGCAGAUAUGGGAUAAGGAAGUUGUGAAUGGGCACAUUAAACGACCCCAAGAUGAAGAUAUCCAAUCUAAUGUACUUGAAAUUGUUGGAACAAAUGUACAGUCAACUUACAUCACAUGCCCAGCUGAUCCUUCUGCUACUCUUGGGAUUAAGCUUCCAUUUCUGGCUAUUAUUGUGAAAAAUCUUAAGAAAUACUUCACGUUUGAGAUCCAAGUUCUGGAUGACAAGAAUGUCCGACGUCGAUUUCGAGCAUCAAAUUUUCAAUCUGUCACAAGGGUGAAGCCAUAUAUCUGCACGAUGCCGUUGAAACUCGACGAUGGCUGGAACAACAUCCAGUUGAACCUUGCUGAUCUGACAAAAAGGGCGUACGGCACAAAUUACGUCGAGACGCUGCGGGUGCAAGUUCAUGCGAACUGCCGGCUCCGCAGAAUCUACUUCUCUGACCGCCUCUACUCGGAGGAGGAGCUGCCGCCUGAGUUCAAGCUCUACCUUCCAAUCCAGAAAUCAUAGGAUCCCGAGGGCGUGGAGAGACUCUGGUGACCGGGAGACUUAUAUCGUACCAUUGUGAGGAUAACCUAGCUGCACAUCUGCGCCUUCCUGAGAUACAGAAAAAAAAUGUACCAGAAUGUUUCUGUUAGUUUUCUGAUUGUUGUGCGAUGAAUGAUUAGGCUGUUCUGUUUUCAUAGCAAGGGCGAGUAGCCUUAGUUGGGGCUGUUACCCAGUGACCCCUUUGUGUGAACGAGUAGUCAAUGUUAUUAGUCCGGACCCUUUGGCUACUGGUCCUUCUGGUCCAAAGCAAAACGUACCGUUACUGCUCACUGCCUGGUCAUUUAACGUGCUUCUUCCAUGGUUGUACCGUCUCUAUGAUAGUAUCAUGUGGCCGCUGAUCUAUUGGAUACAUGUUACGCGUGACUCGCAUUAAAAGCUUCACUUCUCUUU
Molecule: messenger RNA, 1229 nt
Organism: Zea mays
Lineage: Eukaryota; Viridiplantae; Streptophyta; Magnoliopsida; Poales; Poaceae
Exons: 6
Coding region: 228-800 (190 amino acids)
Source: RefSeq, marked provisional